AUGCCCAAGAAACACCAGAAACGAGUACUAUUCAUCAAACCGCAAUCCAGCAGUCCUCCGACCCUUUCCCUCUCAAAGACCCAGGCCUCCAGACCUCAAAAUGGAGCCACGGAGCGCACCGUCAACGACCUCAUCCGAGAGUCUCGCCGCCAGCAGUUGAGAAAUGACACGAGAACUCCUCCGCCGUCCACCAACGCACCCUCUGUUCAUCCCUCUCUAAGGACAGUCCUCGACCUCCCCAUACCACCUACACCUCUCCCGCGAUAUGGAUUUGGUCCUCGUGCAGCUGGCAGCGGUUCAGGUCCAAGUCGACUCCGGCGCAUCCCUGGGCCUCCUCCACCACAAAGUUGGCUCACGGACAGCAUCCACGCCCCCGCCUCUGUCCGCUCGACGUCUCUUGCCGGUGACACGGACACAGGAAAUGGUCGCAUUCAAGUUCGGUCGAGUAAACUGCCUGAGGGAGCAUUUCCUUCUACCACCUCCCUCUAUCAUCUCGUGUUGAAGAAGAUGGCAUGCAAUUGGGAAUGGCAUGCAGAGAAUGACCUCGACUAUUUCGAGUGUCUGCCUACCUCACUCAAGGAGACGCUAUUGAGUUACAUUGCUGUAUAUGGCGAAGAAAUUACGACUAACCCCUUGAGGGUCCUAUUUCUACAUGAAACAGACAGCGAAGAGAUGGCAGACGUGAGGAGGCUAGAUUUAAGCAACGCCUUGGGAGCUUGGACGAGUUUUAAACAACUAGAAAAGGAUCUACUAGUGAGAGAUACUGGUCCUGUGUCGGUUGAGGCGAUGAUGGACACUCAAGGUGCAACACCGGAUACCACGCCCGACAGCUGGGACGCUGACACGGCCGGUAAUGCCGUUACAGACACUCCAACAGUAGGUUCACUUCCCAAACCCAUCCACAAUUUCAAGAAUUUGAGGCAUCUGUCCCUCGCCCUCUCUCCAUCAAACGCCAAAGCCGCGUCGUGGUCUUCUUUGCUGUCCCUCGCCACUGAACUGAGCACUUUGACCUCUCUGUCGCUCGCAUACUGGCCUCAACCUACAUUCACACCAAACGCCGCAUCAACACGAGCCGUAGUCAAAAUACCCGGUUCUAGAUCGGUUGUGUACGGCGGAUCGGAUAUGUACACAUCGUUCGACAAUAACUGGCGAGAAGCCGCAGGGAUACUCCGGACACUGAGCCGAUCACUGUACUGCUUGAGAUGGUUGGAUCUCACAGGUUGUGGGGAUUGGUUUGGCGCGUUGGAAUGGAGUCCCUCCCCGGCCACCACUACCGGCUCCUUGUAUUCUCCCUUUUACACCACUCGAACAAUGCAACCAUUUGCUCCUCAUAGGGAAAAAAUUGGUCCCGAAUGGAACAGCGGCUGGCGCGGGCUAGAGAAGCUGAUUCUAGAAGUUGGAUGGAGACCCGUUCGUCCUUCUGCAAUCGGACCCAGCUCCCCUGCAGGGGACGACGAUGUAGAGGCCGAGCGCAGGCUCUAUCGGUACAAGAAGGAGCGAGAACGCUUCGAUCAGAUCCGAAGCACUGCGGAGUCUGUGGCGCGAUAUUUGCGGACUGUCCGUAAGGAGGCUGGCGGGAAGUGGAUUGACGUCGAACUCAGCGACGAUAUGGCAACAUACCUGGCGCGUGAUGAGGGCCUUCUAGAGGAAUGA
Cladophialophora psammophila CBS 110553 is the source of this 1653-nucleotide messenger RNA. RefSeq lists its product as uncharacterized. The coding region runs from base 1 to 1653 and encodes 550 amino acids. The transcript has a single exon. The record is from RefSeq and is a predicted model, not a curated record. NCBI's taxonomy places the organism in Eukaryota, Fungi, Ascomycota, Eurotiomycetes, Chaetothyriales, Herpotrichiellaceae.